This is a messenger RNA of Ambispora leptoticha, 286 nucleotides long. The record is from the annotation of a GenBank genome assembly. Lineage: Eukaryota; Fungi; Glomeromycota; Glomeromycetes; Archaeosporales; Ambisporaceae.
CGACAUUUUUAGUGUUAAAAGUUUGUGUGCGUGUACAGUGAAUGGACUGCUAUACAUUAUAUGGGUUACUAAAUCUACGAGGCCACAUUCAAAGUUAGAAAAGUCAAGGCAUAUUGAUGGGGAACCGCAUUAUGGGUCUACGAAACCACAUUCGAAUUUAGGAAAGUCAGGGCAUGAAAGAUGCCAAAAAACAAGACGCUUAAAGUACAAUUGGACUCAAUAUAAUCUUGCAGAUUAUCAUGUAACUCCUUAUGGGGCUUUUGGCAUGGAUGCCGAUCAGGUACAG